This is a messenger RNA of Miscanthus lutarioriparius, 1605 nucleotides long. The record is from the annotation of a GenBank genome assembly. NCBI's taxonomy places the organism in Eukaryota, Viridiplantae, Streptophyta, Magnoliopsida, Poales, Poaceae.
AUGGCUGAAUCCUUUGUUCUCAAUACUGGCGCAAGAAUUCCGUCGGUUGGCCUUGGCACAUGGCAAAUAGAGCCUGGAGCUGUCAGCGACGCCAUCUAUGCUGCUGUUAAGGCUGGGUAUCGGCAUAUUGAUUCUGCUGUAGCAUACUGCAAUCAGAAGGAGAUUCAUGGUCCAAUCCGUAUCAAGAAAGGAACCAUGUUUAUCCCGGAAAACCUUAUCCCUACUGAUAUCCCUGCAACAUGGGGAGCCAUGGAGAAGCUAUACUACGCAGGCAAAGCUCGUGCGAUCGGUGUGAGUAACUUUUCCUGUAAGAAGCUGCAGGAUUUGCUUGCUGUUGCACGUGUGCCUCCAGCAGUCAACCAGGUUGAGUGCCAUCCAGUUUGGCAGCAAGACAAGCUACGUAACGCGUAUUCUCCAUUAGGCUCACCUGGAUCACCUGGAUACAGUGGCCCAAGCGUGGUUAGCAACCCCAUUGUCAUAUCUGUUGCUGAGAAGCUGCAGAAAACGCCUGCCCAGGUCGCUCUGCGCUGGGGGCUACAAUUGGGCCAGAGUGUACUUCCCAAGAGUGCCAACCAAAGAAGGAUCAAAGAGAACUUCGACAUAUUUGAUUGGUCCAUUCCUCACGAUUUGAUGGCGAAGUUCUCUGCAAUCAAACAGGUUAGGCUGCUAAAAGUCGAAUUUGCAGUUCACCCGAAAAGUGGAUACAAUAGCUUGGAGGAUCUAUGGGAUGGUGAAAUGGCCAAGUUCUUCCUCCUAAACACCGGUGCUUCUAUCCCAUCGGUUGGCCUUGGAACAUGGCAAAUAUCACCAGCCGUUGUCGAAGAUGCCAUUCGUGCAGCUCUCCAGGCAGGUUAUCAUCAUAUUGACUGUUCUCCACAAUAUGGUAAUCAGAAAGAGGUUGGUUUUGCCCUGAGGAAACUAUUUGAGGAGGGUAUACUUAAACGUGAAGAUCUAUUCAUCACUUCUAAAUUGUGGUGCACUGAUCAUGAUCCAGAAGACGUUCCAGAGGCGAUUGAUAACACACUACAACAUCUGCAGCUUGAUUACUUAGAUCUUUACCUAGUCCAUGGUCCAGUUCGUGCAAAGAAAGUAACUAGGCUGAGCACCGAAAACAUCCUCAAGCCUGACAUCCCUGCUACGUGGAAAGCAAUGGAGAAACUGUACGACUCAGGCAAAGCUCGUGCCAUUGGCGUGAGCAAUUUCUCCUGCAAGAAGCUGGAGGAUUUGGUCGCUGUCGCACGUGUGCCACCAGCAGUCAACCAGGUGGAGUGCCACCCGGUUUGGCAACAAGACAAGCUCCGCAAGUUUUGCCGGUCGAAGGGCAUCCACUUAUCUGCAUAUGCACCACUAGGUUCGCCUGGAUCACCAGGAAACGACGGACCGGACGUCCUUAGCCACCCCACUUUGAUUUCCAUCGCCAAUAAGCUGCAGAAAACCCCUGCUCAGGUUGCUCUUCGCUGGGGUAUUCAGAUGGGGCAGAGCGUGCUCCCGAAGAGCGACAACGAGGCGUGGACGAGGGAGAACAUUGACCUGUUUGAUUGGUCCGUCCCUGACGAGCUGAUGGCGAAGUUCUCUGAGAUCAAGCAGGCAUGCCACGAAUCUUGA